Adineta steineri is the source of this 2211-nucleotide messenger RNA. Lineage: Eukaryota; Metazoa; Rotifera; Eurotatoria; Adinetida; Adinetidae. The record is from the annotation of a GenBank genome assembly.
AUGGAUCAUCAAAGAAGUAAAACAGUUUUAAUUCUUGAUCAUAGUAGUUUUUUUGCUCGUCCAUCGGGUGUUACAUUUAAUGUUAAUGUUCAAAAUAACGAACAACAACAACAGCAGCAACAUGAUGAAACUAAUAAUGAAAAUACUCUGGGUAUGAAAUCAUUAUGGACAUGUGUCGUAGAAUGUGUUCUUGAAUAUUGUCGAAUUUUAUUUGAUAUAUUUGAAGAUGAUGCACUUAUUACACUUAUAGUUACAGGUAUUGAUCAACGUGAUCAAUCAUCAUGGUGGAAUCGAUAUAAAAAUCUUUCACAAUGUAUGGAAUUUUUUGCUGGUAUUCAACCACCAAACGAACGUUCAACAGUCAAUGAUGAUGAUCUUUUAAAACAUUCACUUAAUGAAGCAAUAACAGCACUAUGCACACGUUCAAAAAAACAACAUGUUCCAAGUGAAUCAGAUUAUACAAAUAGUGGACAUAUUAUUCUAUUUUCAACUUUUAAUACUAAACGUAUUGAAACAAUCGAAAAAGAUGCUCGAACAUUUCAUGAAUCUCAUAAUCAUAUGGCACUUGAAGUGACUGAUUUUGUCCCACUAACAAAAUGUGAUUUAACAUUAGUUGAUAUUCGAUCACUUGAUCAAUCUGUACCAACAACACAUCCAGAAUUACAUUCAGUAACUUCUAUUCUUCAUCGUACACUUUAUUAUGCUCAAGCUGGUCAAAUGUUAUUCACACGAAUGCUACAAAUGUUAUUAAAACAACAUAAUUUAGCAUUAACAACUGUCACUGGUAUUCCAAUGAAAGAAGAUGUUGCGUCACGUUCAAGUUUAAUUUAUGAUGUUGAUAUUGUUCAUCCAGCUGAAGUUCAUGAUAGUUUACGUGAACGAGCACCAUUAAAAUAUUGGCGUCAAAUUAAAGAAGAUGUCGAAACAAUCGUUCUUAAAUGGAGUGCAUUUUCUUAUGAUCCAGAAAAUUAUUACGAUACUUAUACAGCUUAUCGUUUUUCACCAUUAGAUGUAAAUAGUCGUGAAUCAGCAUGUUUAACAAAUUUUUUACUUAGUGGUAAAUGUGUUUUACUUGAACUUGGUAAUUUACCAAAUGAAUGUACAAUUAAUAUUAAUGAAUAUGGUGAUGAAAAUAGUUUAAACACAUCUGAUAUUGAUAUGUCAUUAUCAUCAACCGCAACAACAGCAGCGGGAGCAGCAGCAGCAGCAGCCAAUAAUAGACUUUUUUCUCAUAUGAUUAUUUCACAUAAUCAAGAAUUAAUGAUCCAUGCUCUUGCAUUUGGUUCAAAUAAUCCAAUGAGUAAAAUAGGACCAUGUUAUAUUGUCAAUGAUGAAAAAGAUAAUAUAUCAAUAAAUGAUUUAGAAGAAUUAAUGGAUGAAAUAGAUGAUGAUAUGUUAGAAAAAGAUUUACGUGUUGAAAGUUUUAUUAAUAUUAUACGUACAACAACACUUUAUCCAUUAGACACAAUGCCAAGUGGAAAAAUUCCUAUUGAAGAUUCUCUUCGACUUCUUGAACGUCAUACACGUCGAUGUCCAGUAUUGAUUAACGAGACAAUUCUAUUCAAUAUGCCAGCGCCAAUAAAUCAAUUAACAAGUUUAAUCUUACGUGAAAAAUUGUCAGAUGAUGAUAUAGGAAAAUGUGUACUGGCUUUGAAACAUAUUGACAAAAUGGAAAAAAAUGGUGAUGUAUUACCAGUACCGAAUAAUUUUCAAUAUACAACAAAAAUAAUGACUGCUAAAGCUAAAAAAGAUGAAGCAUAUCGAUUUUUAUGGCGUGAAAUUGAAUAUUUUGUUCGUGGAUACAAAGAUACUUCAGAUGGUCAUCGACAUAUUUAUCAAAAUAUUCUCGAACGACGAAAAGUAGAUAAUGAAAGUGAUACAUCAGUUUAUCCAAGUAAUAAAAUUGAUUUUGUUUUUCCUACUGAUGAAACAUCAUCGAAUGGAAUGACAAUGAUAAAACGUGACAAAAAUUCUCAAGAUAAUAAUGAAAAAACAAACGGUCGAGUAUGGACAGAAUUUAGUGAUAUUAAACAAGUUAUAGCGACUAAUUCAUUACGAGAUAUGUGGAAUCGAAAACAACAAGAAAAACGAGCUCCGGAAUUCGAUGGUCGAGCUGAAAAUCCUCCACCACGAACGAUUCCGCUCUAUGUUAAUUUAAAUACUAAACAUCCACUUACAAAUACGAGUGCGAUUCCAUCUACAUUACCAUAG